Molecule: messenger RNA, 791 nt
Organism: Oryza sativa Japonica Group (Japanese rice)
Lineage: Eukaryota; Viridiplantae; Streptophyta; Magnoliopsida; Poales; Poaceae
Product: egg cell-secreted protein 1.2
Biological process (GO): double fertilization forming a zygote and endosperm
Source: RefSeq, a predicted model, not a curated record
UAAGCCUGUAAGUUACAGAACUGAAGAAACUCUGUAAUAAUAAUAAUUGAUCACUAAGAAUAUGAUCAGUCGCCGCCAUUGAUCACUAAGCUAGUGCAGUGUAAUGGCAAUGGACGCCACUACCAUCAACAAUGGCAGCGAUCCCAUCCCCUUCCCCUUCCUCGCGCCCUAUAUAACCACAGCUCGCCGGCGAUCGAUCACUGCACCAUCAGCUCCCACAAACCCAGCUAACCAAGUUUAAUUGCCACCAAGCUCACCAAUGGCGCUCGCCGUGAAGCUCGCCGUCCUCCUACUACUUGCCGCGGCAGCAGCUGGAGGAAGCAGCACGACGACCGUGCCGCCGCUGGAGGAGAGGCUGGGCGCGGCGUUCGACGGGAUGGCGGCGGCGGCGGAGGGAGGAGGAGGGGGAGGGUGGAUGAUGGAGUGCUGGAGCGCGGUGACGAAGCUGGGGUCGUGCACGAACGAGAUCGUGCUCUUCUUCGUCAACGGCGAGUCCUACCUCGGCCCGGACUGCUGCGUCGCCAUCCGCACCGUCACCCGCCGCUGCUGGCCGGCCAUGCUCGCCUCCAUCGGCUUCACCGCCCAGGAGGCCGACAUCCUCCGCGGCUUCUGCGACGCCGAGCUCGCCGCCCCGCCCCCGCCCUCCACCAACGCCUCCUCCGCCGCCCCCGCGCCGGCGCCGGCGUCCGCUUAGCGCCGGCCGGUGGCGCGUUGAACACGCUCUUAAUGUAAUAAAAUAAACUUGGAAAUAAAUUAAUUAUAGCCAGUUUGCAGCCGCUGUUUUGCUUGAA